AUGAGCAAAAUCAGUCGAAUCGAACAGAAGUACCGCUUUGGUUGGCAAGUGCUCGUCCGCCUCAUCAAACUCGUUCCACUGCUGUUCGCCCGACCACGAUUUGCUAUCGCGUUCACAGUGCUCACACUUGUGUGUGCAGUCGGAAAUGAAGUGGUGGCUCAGAAAUCCGGAACGGUAACCGGACGAUUCUAUAAGGACUUGCUUCGUCGUGAUGAGAAGGCCUUCUGGAACACUUUUGCCUUGGCCACUACAAUUUACGCAGGGCAAUGCAUGAAUUUCAGUGAUCAACGAAUAACGCAGGAUGUCGAGAAAAUGUGUAAUGUGCUGGCAACGAAGCUUACUCCAUCAUUACUUGUAGCACCGUUCGUCAUCGCCUUCUAUACGUUCAAAACGUGGCAGACAGCUGGUGGAUUCGGCGUAGGCUUUAUUUACGUGUACUUUAUCCUUGGAGCUGUAUUGAAUCGUAUCCUUAUAUCGCCUCUUACAAAGUGGGCAGCCAGAGUGGAAAAAGCAGAAGGUGACUUUCGGUUCAAGCACGUCUCAGUACGCAAUCACGCCGAGGAAAGCGCAUUCUAUCGAGCAGCCGAGUUUGAGAAAAACUCUUCAGAUGAGAUAUUCUCCGUGUUAUGGAAGACUCAGAGAAAACUUGUGCUGUGGCAAUUUCCAACACCAAGGUUGGGAAAUUAG
Molecule: messenger RNA, 687 nt
Organism: Cooperia oncophora
Lineage: Eukaryota; Metazoa; Nematoda; Chromadorea; Rhabditida; Trichostrongylidae
Source: the annotation of a GenBank genome assembly